GACAUGACGUCAGCCUGAGAAGGAUAAAAGUCUCCGAAUCCGAAUCUGAGACAGAGAAGACGAUCCCAAAGAUCAAGCAAAGGCGAAAAGAAGGAAAGAGAAAACGCGAAAGAUCUACGAGAAAGCAGACUGCACAAAGAUGACCGCAAACACAAUUUACUACUGGGGACUCCUGCUACUCUUCCUUAUCCAGUCUCAAGCCAGACCCAGACCACAGAACAGCCUCCAGACUUUGUCAAAACUAUUAGAGGGAGAGCUUGAGCGCUAUCUGUCCCAUGAAGGUUUGGACAACGGAGCAGACGAGGCAUCUCAAGUUGGCAUCUCUCCCGACGUGCAAAAUGGCCAAUCCGAGUUGGAACGUAGUUGGGACGAAAACUUACAGGACCUCGAAAGCAGAAACAGGCUUCCUGAUGGUUCAUUGAUACGACUCCUCAGUGACAUCACCAACGGCCCCUUGAGAUUUAAGACUAGAAGCAAGAAGGUGUCAACAGGAGGAUGCUUUGGAGUGAAAUUGGACAGAAUUGGUGCAAUGAGCGACCUGGGAUGCUGACCAUUUAACUUAAGGGCAUCACUGAAAGUGCAGGACAUCAAGGUCAACCCGCCAAUGGCCCUAUCCACGUUUCAAAGUUUGCUUCAACUAAAGCCCUUUCGACUUGUGUUUCCACAAAGUCCAAGUGUUAAAUUCUAGUGACUCACUGUAGAAUGUUUACAAGCUUCAUUUAAUUGUAACCGUGCUUAAUGGGAUCGUGUGAAUGUUAUUGAAUUUCAUAAUUCUUGAAUGGGGGGCUAUUUAUAUUAAUUUAAGAGAAAUGUAUUUACUUGUAAACUUACGUCUAUGUUCCAUGUUCAAGUUAUUACUGUAAUGCCAAUCUGGUGCAACUGAUGUGGAAUUUAAAAUGGGUUCUUUGUUAUAAAAUUAAUACGGAUACUCUAUUAAGAAUAUAUUAUUUUAUUUCAUACUCUUCUACCGCUGGUGAAUUUUGUUUCAGGACGUCUUCAGAGUUGUAAAAUAAGCAAAAUCUUAUAUUUUCCCUUAAUAAUGCUUUAAUUAGCAGACUGUUUAAGAAAAUGAAAAGCUUUGUCGCCGGGUAAGGGUAGUUAAAGAGCAAUGGUUCGCCUCCACGUUACCCAUUGCUGAGUGUGUGUAAUAGAAGCACAAAGCAAUAUAAGUCACAGAAUUAGACAACCCAUCGUUAGCACCAAUGUUCAUGUUAAAAGUGAUAAUGUACUCAUUCCAGAGUAAUUGAUGUGUGUUUUUUUAUUGCUUUAACAUUCCUCGUUAUUACAGUCAAAUAAAACGAAAAUGCAGCAUUA
This is a messenger RNA of Carcharodon carcharias (great white shark), 1314 nucleotides long. Its product is annotated as C-type natriuretic peptide prohormone-like. Bases 140 to 550 code for a protein of 136 amino acids. Lineage: Eukaryota; Metazoa; Chordata; Chondrichthyes; Lamniformes; Lamnidae. Gene Ontology annotation, molecular function: hormone activity; hormone receptor binding. The record is from RefSeq and is a predicted model, not a curated record. The transcript has 3 exons. Gene Ontology annotation, cellular component: extracellular region. Gene Ontology annotation, biological process: cGMP biosynthetic process; receptor guanylyl cyclase signaling pathway.